ACUCCGGCGAGAAGAAGGCCCCGGUCCUCACGGUGUUCAUCGGUGGGAACCAUGAGGCGUCCAACCACCUGCAGGAGCUGCCCUACGGCGGGUGGGUGGGGCCCAACCUCCGGCGGGUGGGGGCCCCCCAACAUCUACUGCCUCGGUUACGCGGGCGUGGUGCGGUUCCGCGGCGUGAGGAUCGGCGGCAUCUCGGGCAUCUUCAAGUCUCACGACUACCGGAAAGGCCACUUUGAGUGUCCACCAUACAACCAGCAAACAAUUAGAAGCGCUUACCAUGUGAGGAAUAUUGAAGUCUUCAAACUCAAGCAGUUAAAGCGUCCAAUUGAUAUAUUUAUGUCACAUGACUGGCCAAGGAGCAUAUAUCACUAUGGAAACAAGAAACAGCUUCUUAAAAUGAAAUCCUUCUUCCGUCAAGAAGUGGAGAGCAACACAUUAGGAAGCCCUGCUGCUUCAGAGCUUCUGCAGCAUCUGAAACCCACCUACUGGUUCUCAGCACAUCUUCAUGUUAAAUUCGCAGCUUUCAUGCAACACCAGACAAACUCCAAAGAAGAGCUACCAAAAGCAACAAAGUUUUUGGCUCUGGAUAAAUGCCUGCCGCAUAGAGACUUUCUGCAGAUAAUAGACAUAGAACAUGAUCCUAGUGCAGGUGACUCGCUGGAGUAUGAUGCUGAGUGGAUUGCAGUCCUCAAGGCCACCAACAGUCUUGUUAAUGUGACUCAAAGCUCAUGGAAUAUGCCUGAAAAGAAUGGCCUCCAUGCAAAGUGGGAUUACAGUGCAACAGAAGAAGCCAUCAAAGAAGUGUUAGAAGAAUUGAAUCAUAACCUCAAAAUUCCUUGUAACUUCACGUUGACAGCUGCUUGUUAUGAUCCCAGCAAGCCCCAAAAACACGUGGAACCUGUUCAUACCAUCAAUCCACAGACCACUGAGUUUUGUGCCCAGUUUGGCCUCACUGACAUCAAUGACAGGAUCCAGCAAGCUAAAGAAGAGGGCUCAGUACGAGGAGAAUAUGAAGAGGAGGAGGAGGAAGAGGAGAUGGACAGUACUGGGUCAGCAGAAGAACCCAGUGAAUAUAAUACAGAUAAUUCUGGACUUUCAUCCAUUAAUCCAGAUGAAAUAAUGCUGGAUGAAGAAGGUGGCGAUGAAGAUUUGAGUACAUGUUCUGUAGAUCCUUCCCCUGAUCAUCCCCCUGACUUUUCUGCAAGUUUUUCAGACAUCCGGAUCAUGCCAGAUUCCAUGGCGGUAUCGUCUGAUGAUGCUAUGGAUUCUACUAAUGAGGAACUGGAGAAAUCUGGUGUGAGUAAGCAGGUGGAAGAGAAGAGCUUAAAUGAGAGACCAUUAAAGCGUAUUGGUGGUAAUGAAAAUGGAAACAGUGGCAUUAAAAAAAUUAAGAGAAGGAAUCAAGCUAUCUAUGCUGCAGAGGAUGAAGAUAAAACAGAAUAAUACUUCAUAUGAUGUAUAAAUAAGAUCUCUCCGUACCUUUUUAUGGGAAGGUGGUGAGACCUGUCGUGGACUACUCAUGCUUUUAAUGUUUCUUGAUCUCAUUUAUGUUACUUAAGCUGAAGAGGCUGUAGGAACCUCUUGCAGGAAAGAUGAUUUAUCUGGAUUAAACAUCGAAGUCAGAAGCAGACUUUUCCAACAGCGCUUUGUCAGAGGAUUUAAAGCUCAUGUAUAAUCAGUUGAUUUUGCUUCAGUUCUUGGUUAUUAGUGUAUACUAUGUAUCUUCAGCCGUACUGCUAUACAAGAUUCACCAUGCUUGUUUAACAAGAAAAGAACUCUUAAACUAUAACUCAAGUCAAAGUGACAGGAUGUCUGACGUACAAGACUGAAUUAUUUGAUUUUAUUGCUUUUGUCUUGUUUUAUACUGACCUUUUAAUACAAAGUAGCAUAUGCAAUAACUCUGUGAACUAAAUUUGAAAAUAGAAUUCCCAUGAUAACAAAACAGCAAUAGAAGAGUGAAGAUU
Messenger RNA from Pygoscelis adeliae (Adelie penguin), 1964 nucleotides. RefSeq names its product debranching RNA lariats 1 (gene DBR1). The record is from RefSeq and is a predicted model, not a curated record. Gene Ontology annotation, biological process: mRNA splicing, via spliceosome. Gene Ontology annotation, molecular function: RNA lariat debranching enzyme activity. Gene Ontology annotation, cellular component: nucleus. The transcript is spliced from 7 exons. NCBI's taxonomy places the organism in Eukaryota, Metazoa, Chordata, Aves, Sphenisciformes, Spheniscidae. Bases 52 to 1443 code for a protein of 463 amino acids.